Cyanidioschyzon merolae strain 10D is the source of this 1083-nucleotide messenger RNA. RefSeq lists its product as hypothetical. The record is from RefSeq and is a predicted model, not a curated record. NCBI's taxonomy places the organism in Eukaryota, Rhodophyta, Bangiophyceae, Cyanidiales, Cyanidiaceae. The transcript has a single exon. Gene Ontology annotation, molecular function: GDP-mannose hydrolase activity. The coding region runs from base 1 to 1083 and encodes 360 amino acids.
AUGGAGCCGGGGGUAGUUGACUUGGUUCGCAGAGCGGAGAAAGAGGGUCGGUAUGAGCUGCUCGUGUUCUGUACCCCCGGACUGCAAAGGUCGUGUCUUUCUCGUGCUGUUGCCGGGGCUAGCGUCGAUCUGGUGCUUGAGGUUGAUAUGGAAGGCGAUCAUUUUGCGCGCCGCCCGCAUCCUUCGGAGCACGUGGAGGCCUCGAUCGAAGCCCGUUGGGUUGAACAGCAAAAAGUCCUGGGCGACAAUCUCUGGAACGCAAGCAAAUUUCGUCUCAACGCAAUUAGGGUUUCGUGUCGCCACGAGCAGGGCGUUGUCCAUCGAAAAUUUCACCUUGAGGUCGGAGCGACUGAUUAUCGUGCGCACCAGGGAACGACGCUUGCACCGAAUGCACUGAAAGCCUUCCGCUCAGCAGAGCGAGGCGCUCCAUGGUGUCAUCUCGCUAACGCUAUUGGCAACGCGGCCAUCCUGGAGACAGCAGAUGGCAAGAUUGUGUGCCAGCGCCGUAGCAGUCGCUUGGGGGAAGCCAGCGGACGCUGGGUCCUUCCGGGCGGGCAUCCAGAGCCAUCGAAUGUUGCAACCUCCAUCGACGUGACUCAGGGGGUCUGGCAGGAAUUUCUAGACGCGGUGAAGAGCGAACUAUGCGACGAGUUGAAUCUGCCGACUUGCAGAGUAUCUGAUCCAGUGUUUCUCGGUCUUGUUCGUCGGAAGGUCGACUGGCGACCGACGUACGCGUGCUGGUGCACUACCUCGUUGACAUCAACGGAAGUGGAAUAUUUAUGGAUGCAGGGCGGCAAAGACACUGGUGAGUCGACGAUGCUCUAUUUUUUGAAAAUUCCCGCUCACGACGAUGAUCUCCUUUUCCCAACCGAUUCGUACGCAAUGUUCUUUGAGGCAUGCGGACUCAGGGGUCAGCGUGCGGAGCAUGAGACCGACCAGCGCUCGCCGCUCUUCCCGAAUGAAAUGGUAGAAGAUCAUCGAGGCGCAUUGUGCCUGUACUGGAUACAGCGCCUUUUCGUGGCGGAGUUGCUACCGAUGAGCCAUGACGUCUGCGAAUAUUUUUUGCGCCCAAUUCCGAAAUGA